AUGGGUCUCGACGAACAAGAAUCGAUGCGAUGGUCAACAUCCGGCAACUUUCCUAUCAACCACAUAAGUCAAGAUGGUACGGCCUUCCAUGUUCCCAUGCAAUUCUCACCUAGUUCUGCGGAUUUCAGCCACUACUCUCAGAACGGCCUUUCUUACAAUGGCAACUACAACCUCGCAUAUCCAGAGCAGUUUCUCAACUCAAGCUGUCCUCGGUCAUACAACGGCCUGGCUAUUAAUAGCCUGUCCAACGACAUGAGCAUGUCGGAGUCCUUCCCUCCUGGCACUUACCAGUUCGAGCCGACGAAACCUCAUGACCCCGUUGACCUCGCCGACCCGGAAAUCAACGGUCAACUCAUGCAGUUGAGCGAUGACUAUGACCGUCACUUCGCAGUUGGAAAUCAUAUCAAAGUCGAGGAUCACGGUAGCUACCACAGCCCGUACGACUCCGACAUCACGCGUGGGUCCACUCCUCAUGACGAGCCAUCGAGGUAUCCGCAGGACUUUGGUGUGAAUGACGAUGCGACAAUCGACAAGGAGCAACCGUAUGCGCAACUGAUCUACCGCGCGCUCAUGGACGCCCCAAACCACACGAUGAUCCUGAGGGAUAUCUAUGAUUGGUUCAAGAAGCAUACCGAUAAGGCACAAGACAAGGAGACGAAAGGGUGGCAGAACAGUAUCAGGCAUAACUUGUCUAUGAACGGCGCCUUCGAGAAAGUCGACCAGCCCCACGAAGAAGCCCGCAAAGGCUUCAUGUGGCGCCUCACCACCGAGGCCAUUCGCGAAGGCGUCAAAUCCACCACGCGCUACCGUUCCAAAGCGCCCAACAAACGUGGCACCCGCUCGCACCACCCUCUCCCUCAACGCCAGGCAUCCGGCGCAAAAGGUGGCCAAGCAGCACGUCGUUCCGCCAACCUCCGCCGCCGUAACCGCAUCAACGACAGCGCCUAUGCAGGAACCUACCGCUCCGUCCCCGCCGCUUUCGACCCAACCUUCAACCCCGACAUGUCCAUGCCGUAUCCCACCUCCCCCUACUACACAAGCGACAACAUGUCCGACUGGUCCCACGACAGCCCGCUUCUCGGCCACACACACGCACAUGCUCAUGCACAUAACCACGGUCGCGGCAACGAACUCGGCAUGUUCCAGUCUCAGCAUGUGAUGCAUGGCCUGCCUCUCGGUGACCACGGCGCGUAUGUGCCCGAUCUGGGCCCAGCGGAGUCCGUCUUCACCAACUCACCGGCUUCGAGUGCUGAUGAGCCGCGCACGCCGAUGAGCCAGGGUGGGUGGGAGGAGGAUGUUGGGCUUGGAGGGGCGCCGUUCGCCUUUGAUGAGAUGGCUUGUCGUGGGUAUGUUGGGUAG
Messenger RNA from Dothidotthia symphoricarpi CBS 119687, 1359 nucleotides. RefSeq lists its product as uncharacterized. Gene Ontology annotation, biological process: regulation of transcription by RNA polymerase II. The record is from RefSeq and is a predicted model, not a curated record. The transcript is spliced from 2 exons. Bases 1 to 1359 code for a protein of 452 amino acids. Gene Ontology annotation, molecular function: DNA-binding transcription factor activity, RNA polymerase II-specific; RNA polymerase II cis-regulatory region sequence-specific DNA binding. Lineage: Eukaryota; Fungi; Ascomycota; Dothideomycetes; Pleosporales; Dothidotthiaceae.